This is a messenger RNA of Striga asiatica, 402 nucleotides long. The record is from the annotation of a GenBank genome assembly. Lineage: Eukaryota; Viridiplantae; Streptophyta; Magnoliopsida; Lamiales; Orobanchaceae.
AUGAGGAAAGCGUCAUUAGCUUUCCAAUCCAACAAGCUCCUCGUCGACGAGAAAGAGUUCGGACCAAGGCGACCGAUCUCCCGACCGCCAGUAGCAACCCGGCCAAUUUCAACUCCUCCAACGUAUCUCAAGAGGUCGCUUGAUUUGGGUUCGAAUCUGGACUCCAUAAUUCAAUUCACCCUUAAACUCGCUUUCGGGAACUCCGAUUUCACACCAUCGGAACAGUUUGGGCUUGCUCAAAACGUCGUCGCACGGCAGUCAGACGGCCAGGUGGAGCCCGUCAGAGGAAAGAAAGAAGAAAAUCAAGAGGCUUUUGGAUGCCAAUGGAUUGGAUGUGAGCAAGCAUAUAUGUUGGAUACAUUAGAGAUGACAGAGUCAGAGUACAAGAAAUGGGAAAAAUAG